This is a messenger RNA of Marasmius oreades (fairy-ring Marasmius), 3291 nucleotides long. RefSeq lists its product as uncharacterized. Gene Ontology annotation, molecular function: DNA-binding transcription factor activity, RNA polymerase II-specific; RNA polymerase II cis-regulatory region sequence-specific DNA binding; zinc ion binding. The record is from RefSeq and is a predicted model, not a curated record. Gene Ontology annotation, biological process: negative regulation of transcription by RNA polymerase II; positive regulation of transcription by RNA polymerase II. The transcript has 4 exons. The coding region runs from base 42 to 3071 and encodes 1009 amino acids. NCBI's taxonomy places the organism in Eukaryota, Fungi, Basidiomycota, Agaricomycetes, Agaricales, Marasmiaceae.
GGCUUUUGCGAGGACCAGGUUCGACAACGACCACGACGGCGAUGAGCAGGGAGCAAUGGCCAGAACGGCCAGAUCAAUGGGCAAACCUCUUCUCUGCUCCCCUAUCCCCUAAUGUUUUUGCCGCUCUCGCUGCCUCUGGCGUCUUUGGACCUCCCAUCGUCGACCAACACAACGAGCCCAACCAUUGGCCAGCCUUUACCAGCCCGUAUCCACCGUCCACAACGACGAGCAACAAUAUUCCCCAUCAUCCUUUACCACCUCCCCAGCUACCUCCCUCUCUCUGGAUGUCUCCUCAUCAUGGUCAAGACCGAUCGUCAUAUCUCCACUCUCCCGUAGUUUCACCCAACUCACCCAAAUCUACAAUCUUCAGCGACAUCUUUUCUGAUGGUCUUUUCUCUUCGAAACCUUCACAAGCGAAUAGUCCAUUCACUUCCCCUCGUCUAUCUGGUUCCCCAGACGUUUUGCCCUCUCAACUUCCUGCACUCGAUGUAGAAGACCCCGAGCAGCUCGCAAAACAGGACCCUCUUGCUACCCAGGUUUGGAGGAUGUAUGCUAGGACAAAGGCUACUUUACCACAUGCUCAGCGAAUGGAAAAUAUCACUUGGCGUAUGAUGGCUCUUGCCUUGAAGAAGAAAAAGGAAGACGAGCAACAACAGCAGAGUCAACAGAACCAGAAAGUACCCAAUUUACUGGACCAGCAGAAGAGCAAGCCAGUUUCUGCAGCUUCUGCCGCUGCCGUACCGAUAAUAAUUAAACAACCUUCUACUUCUACCUCAAAUUCGGAAGUGAUUCAUACUGAACCAGACGAAAGGGGCAGACGGAUCGAUAAAGGGAAAGGCAGAGUCGUCCGAGUCGUUGGUUUCGACGGCACAAACCAGGACAAGUUCGAUCUUCCUGAAGAUACGCCUAUGGACUGGAGAGCUUUCAGUAGAUCCAGGUCUCGAAUCUCGAUGGACUGGACACCUACCACUCGCUCUCGUUCCCGUCCCCCAGAGUUCCAUAAUGAAACGAUGAUUUCCACCGAUUUCCAUUUCCCAGGUCCUGCAAGUGCUCCGGGGGCUUCAUUUUCUAUGUCAUCCUCGUCAACGAGUACACCUUCAUAUAGAAUCGCUACUACGACUACAUCAUCUGGCAAAGGUAUGGCGUCACAUGCGCCAUCCCUUUUGUCCGCAUCACGCAUGAGUCCUCCCACGUCCAAGGCGAAUUUACCUGCAAGCCAUUCGUCAACUUCCAUUUACGACGAUCCUUUAUCCUCAUCGUCGACGUCCACUACAACUUCUUGGGCCUUUCCCUCCCUUUCAAUGUCAUCAGCCUCCACCGAUACUUCGGCAUUUAGCUCUCCUGUGUUCGCACCAUCCUCUUUACCUUCGUUUGGUCUACAUGGCUUAUCACGGACACCCGCGCAGAAUCAGACCGAUGACUUUAGUUUAGACGGAGAACAGUUAUUCUUCGACAAUUCGCAACUUUCACCACAUCCACCUACACAAUAUCAACCACAUCACCCGCAGACAUUAUCUGCUCAGCACCCUACUCCUCAUAUACAUUCGCACCAUCAUACUCAACACCAAAUUCCCCCGGAAUUGCGCACAUUCCCGCGACAUGUGCGUAAGACUUCAUUCGAUCACACAGUCUCAAAGGAAAGCCUCUUUUCUGGCCUGGGUGGUCGACAUCAAGUCAACGGGCGGCCUCUACCUCCCAAAGAACAACAAAUACAAAUAACACAGGCCCAGGGCCUGCUCGGCAAACGACGAGCAGAAGCACCUCAUGCAGAAAGCAUGCUUCGUGCCGAUCCAGUGUUACUCAGUCCGGAUCCUGGGUCGUUGGGUAUCACCAGUGAAAUUACCAGCCUACACAGUAGACGUAGUAGUGGUGUUACCAGUCCUACGACAUCCUAUUUAAGUUCGUCGUUCCCCAUAAGUUCAUUCAACUUUUCUUUUCCGUCCAGCACUUCCAUCGUUGGAGGGUAUGACAGACUGUUUGAUGGAGGAGAUCCAACAAAUAGCAACUCGCUUUCGUCGACCCCCAACGGAACCAACGGUUUAUCUCCAGCAGCGGCCAGCGCGUCGGCUGUAAUGGCGGAAAAUUAUGCGCGUAUGGCCACGCUCGGAAAUGCUGCAGAGGACGGCGUUGAUUACUCGACUUUGAUGGGACUGAUGUAUAACCCAACACCCAAUUCUACCGCACCUUCCUCGACGCCAACGCCUGCACCUUAUUAUGUCGAUCCCACCCAGGUCUCUUCCGCCGCGCCCGACAUAAGCGGUAACGGGGUAGGACCAGAUGGAUUUGGGGCAGAAGGAUUUGUUGCGUUCCACGCUAGCCCGGUCUCGAGUGACGGUUGGGGCACCAGUGCAGGAGCGUUACUGGCUAACUCCGCGACGACAAGUCCAAACGCAAGUAAUCAUUCGAAUGUUAGUACGCCCCCGAGUAGUGCUCCGGAAGCCGCUUCGGGAGCAGGAGGCGGAGGAGGGACGAAUGGACGGGCUGGCGGCAGGAAGUAUAUCCCUUUGAAAUCUUCAUCUCAGGUCCAGGAUUCUUCUGGUGGAAUAUCUCCGAAAGGUGGUGUACAACGACGGAAGUCGACUUCUGCAGCGGGUGUGGGAGAAUUGAGGAGUUCGGCGAGUACCCCUGACCCUUCAGACAAGCCCGGAGGAGAUAAGGAGGGGAAAGAGGGUGAUGGAGACGGAGGAGGGAGUGUUACCUUAUGUACGAAUUGUCACACGACAAACACCCCGCUUUGGAGAAGGGACCCAGAGGGACAACCGUUGUGUAAUGCAUGUGGUCUAUUUUAUAAAUUGCAUGGGGUCGUCAGGCCCUUAUCACUCAAAACAGAUGUUAUUAAAAAACGCAAUCGGGCAUCUGGGACACCCAGCUCAAGUUCCCGCAAGUCGGGGAAUAGUAACAAUUCAGCUUCGGCACCCUCUGGUCUCCCAAAGAUUGCGACCAGGCCGCGGUCCCAAUCGAAUGUUGGUGGUAAUGGGUCAAAUGACAGCACUGCAAGUGGUGCAAACAGUACCGGAGCUGGUACAGGUGGUCUGAAGAGACAGAGACGGACUUCGCAAAGUGCUAGAUGAUGUUGAAGAGGAAGGACUCUACCUGAGCACGUGUUCUGAUGUCUUCCAUUUCACGUCGCUUAUCACCACUAUUUAACUUGUUUUCUUAUCUUUCUAUUGAGCGGUUUAUCUACGUAUUAUCUGUAGAUGUAUACAUUUUACACUUUUCGGCUUGCUGUACUCUCUUGCCCUCUCCAACAUGCAUUUCAAUAUCUAUAGACUGUAUUUGACCUCUGAUGCC